UUACCACUAAACAGUGUACAAGUGGGACAGAGGACGUGGAGUAGAGCACUGGAGCUCCCAGACAGUGUUUUCUGGGCCGAAAGAAGAAGAAGAAGAAGAAAAGGAAGGGGGCGUAGGAGGAGUAGGAGUGGGGGGGACGUUUUGUGGGCUGUUGCAGCAUCAUCAGUCUUGUCUGCAAAACUUUUAAGCGACAGUCGGCUUGUAUGAGUGGAGCUGGACAAGGCGGGAAUGGAGAAGCACAAAGUGCUGGACCAGCUCCUCGUGGAGCUCCAACAAUUCCUGCUCAUCCUGGACAAAGAGAACCUGAGCGGGAAUGCUACCAUCCAGAAGGGUUUGCUCUCAGACCUCCUGCAGUCUUACAGCACAUCUAACGGUGCCGAUGAGGAGUACAUCUACAUGAAUAAAGUGGUCGUCGGAGGGAAGGAAAAGCAAGAAAAAGAUGACAGAAUAGAUGACCUGGUCAAUGGAAAAGCGAGCAAACAUGCGCCUGUCCCACAGAAGAGCCUUCCAAACCUGCCACCCCCAAGAACGGGCGUCCUGACUCGGGAGCCUUUUCCCCUUCCUGUCGUUCCGGCACAGAACACCUUGGAAACAUCAGAGAGUUACUACGAGGAGGCUCAGCCUUAUGAGGAAACUAUCAAUGAGGAUGGCGAGGCGGUCAGCAGCUCGUACGAGUCCUACGACGAGGAGGAAGUGAUGAGGGGGAAGUCGGCGCAGCACCAGUGGCCAUCGACUGAGGCGUCCAUCGAACUGAUGAAGGAUGCUCGCAUCUGCGCCUUCCUGUGGAGGAAGAAGUGGCUGGGCCAGUGGGCCAAGCAGCUGUGUGUCAUCAGAGAGCACCGUUUACUGUGCUACAAGAGCUCCAAGGAGCAGACGCCAUUGCUGGAUGUGAGCCUGCUGGGCUGCAGCGUCACCUACAAAGAGAAGCAGCUGAAGAGGAAGGAGCACAAGCUGAAGAUCGUGCCCGUCGGAGGGGAGGCCAUUGUGCUGGGACUGCAGAGCAAGGAGCAGACAGAGCAGUGGCUCCGGGUGAUCCAGGAGAUCAGCCCCAAGCCGACAGAGAACGGUGACGUCCAGCAUUCGGUUUCCGACUCCCCCAGGCUCAUUUGCACCAAGGGGGAGGUCGGUGAGCGAUACUCAGUGGCUUCAGAAAGUGGCAGCAGCACCGACAGUCAUGCAGAGACUCCCGAGACCAAAGAUGUGAAGAAAAAAUACAGCACAGGUUUGAAGUUCAGCAACCUCAUGAACAUUGGAAAGAAAAAGGCGUCAUCGUUGGAGAAUGCAGAGAAAUGCGUCGAUACUUCGGGCUACCUCAACGUGCUGGUGAACAGUCAAUGGCGAACCUGCUGGUGUCUCAUCAAGAAUGGGCAGUUGUGGUUCUAUCAGGACAAGAACAAGACCAAAGUGAGCCAGCCCGCUGUAACGCUGGAAGGCUGCCAGGUUUCGCCCGACCCCAGCCCAGAACACCUGUACUCCUUCCGGAUUGACAUGGAUGGCACACAGCUUGCAACCCUGGAGGCAAAGACGUCAGCGGUCAUGGGCCACUGGCUUGGUCUCCUGCUAUCACAGACGGGCAGCAAGACCGACCCAGAAGAGCUGACCUACGACUACGUCAAUGCCGAGAGGAUCUCCAGCAUCGUCAACGCAGCCAAGACGUCCUUGUACUUAAUGCAGAGGCGGUACUCCGAGCCCAACGCCUACAUCGACGCUCUGCCGUCCGUCCCUCAGAACCAGGAGGAACUGUAUGAUGAUGUGGCAUCUCUAGCUGAUCCGGAGGAUGCUGUGGAUGGCAGUCCACCACAGGGUGAGGAAACGGAUGGAAACUUUGAGGAAACGUCUGCUCAGGAUCAAAAAGACCCAGUGGCUACAGAUUCAGACCCUGAAAACAGAGUCUACCUAGACCUGGUCCCUGUGCGCUCUUUCUUGCAUACAGUAGGUGGGGGGAAGGAGUCGCAAGCACAAGGAUCCAGAGAUGCCUCAGAGGAACGCAAGGACCCUUCUAGUCACAUUAAAGAGGUCAGUUCAACAAACCCACCUGAGCCAGCACCGGCCUUGAACUCCCCCAGUUCCAUUUCCUCAACCACCAAAGCAGAGGAAGAGACCAUCCAGACUCCCACCCAGUCUCGGCCCCAAACACCACCAAAUGCCAAAACUCUGCCUCAAAGCCAGGAUCCUGCCAAGAGGACCUUCCUCUCCUCUGGGGUCCACAAAGGCCUAGCUCCACAGGCCAGCACUGGGUUCUCUCUUAGUGCUCAAACGCCACGACCUAAAGCGUACAGCACAGGCUGCCCCGGUGCUGUCGAGGGGAAGCUGGGCAAAAACCGCACAGAGGCUGACCUGCGGCGCUACAUCGACGAACGUGACCGUCUGGAGAAGGACCGUGAGGAGGUGAGAAGCAGCCUCGCCGGCCUGAAAAAGGAAAGGCGGGAAACCAAAGAGGAACUCAGCGCCUGCCAAGAUCCCAAACAGCAGGCCUCACUGGAAGCUCGGCUGAAGCAGAUGGAAGAGGCGAGUCGGGAAGCGGAGCACCGGCGCGUGGAGGUGGAGCUGCUGCUUGUGGAGGUGAAGGAGAGCCUGAAGAAGGUGGAAGCCGGGCCGUUCACACUGGGGACCACACUGGACUGCAGCCUCCAGGACACGGCUAGAACAGUGAGCAUGCCUCCUGCACAAACUUCAUCACUGCCACCAUCCUCAUCAACAUCAACAUCCCAAGCGCCCAGCAGCCCCACCACCACCACCACCAGUGUAGACCCUGGAUCGCCUGUCAAUUCAGCAUCUGCACUGAAGAACAGACCAGCCUCCAUCAUGGCCACUAAAGGCAAAGUGCUGCAGAAAGCCAAAGAGUGGGAAAGGAAGUCCACCACGUAAAACAAAGCAAGCUCAAAGGGUCCAGUUUGGUAGUCCUCAACUGUUUCCACCAAGUGGUACAGAUUGUUCCAGUACUGUUCUGGCUUGUGUUUCCACUGUAAACCAAAAGGACAACAAUGGAGGAAACAGCAUUUUGUGUGACUGCAGUGUAGCUCCACCUACCAGUACUAAAAAGUGGUUCUGUACCCCUUGCUUCCUGUGAUAGUUGAACCAAACUGUACUCCUUAGUGGAAACAGCACUUACUAUCAUAAAAAUCCUCCUCCUCCUGCUUUGCAUCCUCUUCGAACCACUGGAAAAGAGCUCAAAAAAGGAGGGCAUUUAAAUGCAGUAGCAUUCCGGCCAGUCGACUCGUUUAUCCUUCUUCGAACACUGAAAAAGCAUCUAAAGUUUGAAACCACUGAUGGGCUAGGAGUCAUCCUGGGGAUUGUAGUUGUAGCUUGGUUCAACAUAUGCUGGUAGCCAAGAUGUACAUAUAUUUACGCCACUUAUUCAGCCUUUUUAGGUAAGUUUGCUAGCUAAAAAUGCACUUUUUAUUCAAAUAAAUAUGUACUGACAACGAAGGUUGGCUGAGCAUCACGGUUUUUCUUU
Molecule: messenger RNA, 3457 nt
Organism: Dunckerocampus dactyliophorus (ringed pipefish)
Lineage: Eukaryota; Metazoa; Chordata; Actinopteri; Syngnathiformes; Syngnathidae
Gene: afap1l2
Product: actin filament associated protein 1-like 2
Exons: 19
Coding region: 229-2868 (879 amino acids)
Biological process (GO): inflammatory response; positive regulation of DNA-templated transcription; positive regulation of epidermal growth factor receptor signaling pathway
Cellular component (GO): cytosol
Molecular function (GO): SH2 domain binding; SH3 domain binding
Source: RefSeq, a predicted model, not a curated record